AUGGCCUCCAAAAUCAAGCGAUUCCAAGUGCCAGCCGGGGCAACAGCUCAAGUCAGUAUCAUCGAUUCCACAACCAAAAUCAACAAAAUUCGUGCCGAAUAUCUCAUGGGACCUGCCAUGUCCGGACUGGAGUACAUGCCCGAAAUCCCCACUUGGUCCUUCCUGGUCGAGAGCGCGACGGGUCGCAAGGCACUUUACGACUUGGGCGUGCCUCCAAAUUGGAAGGAAUUCGCUCCCACCGUGGUCGAGACGCUGCACAAACGAGGCUGGGAGAUUGAGGCCGAGAUACAUGUCGUGGACAUUCUCAAAGAGAAUAGAGUCGAUCCGACGGAUAUCAACGCUAUUGUUUGGAGUCAUUGGCAUUGGGACCACCUUGGGGACCCCUCUACAUUCCCCCCAAAUACAGAGCUCGUUGUCGGACCCGGUUUCAAGGAAGCAUUCUUUCCGGGAUGGCCAGCAAAGCCGGACUCGCCGGUUCGGGAAAGUGAUUUCAUAGGACGCUCUGUACGAGAAGUCGAAUUCGGGCAAGACUCCAUCCAAAUUGGGCAGUUCAAAGCAAUCGAUUUCUUUGGCGAUGGAUCAUUUUACCUACUAGAUACACCAGGUCACGCUAUUGGUCAUCUAGGAGGUCUAGCACGUACCACCUCCAACCCUGACACAUUUAUGUUCUUUGGUGGAGACUUGUGUCACCAUGGCGGCGAAAUUCGACCAUCACCAUAUCUCCCUCUACCGAAGCAAAUCGAUCUCCAUUUCCCAGGCCUUUCGAGAAUGAGUUGUCCGGGUGCAGACCUUGAAGCGUUGCAAACAUCACGUGCGCGAAAGAUCGAUGAACCAUUCUUCGAUCCGGCAAUGGGUUUGUCAAUUGAGGAAGCGAUUCGAACCAUCAAGAAGACACAGGAAGCUGAUGGAGACGAUGAUGUGCUCUUCAUCUAUGCGCAUGACAGCUCCGUGCGUAGAGUGGCAGACUUGUUCCCCUUGAAAGCCAAUGAUUGGAAAGCAAAGGGUUGGCGGGAAAAGAUGUUGUGGGAUUUCUUGAAUGAUUUUCGAGAGGCCAUGUCAAGAUAUCCCAAAUGA
This is a messenger RNA of Rhinocladiella mackenziei CBS 650.93, 1074 nucleotides long. RefSeq lists its product as uncharacterized. The transcript is spliced from 3 exons. The record is from RefSeq and is a predicted model, not a curated record. NCBI's taxonomy places the organism in Eukaryota, Fungi, Ascomycota, Eurotiomycetes, Chaetothyriales, Herpotrichiellaceae. Bases 1 to 1074 code for a protein of 357 amino acids.